Plasmodium knowlesi strain H is the source of this 1575-nucleotide messenger RNA. RefSeq lists its product as uncharacterized. The coding region runs from base 1 to 1575 and encodes 524 amino acids. Gene Ontology annotation, biological process: mRNA splicing, via spliceosome. The record is from RefSeq and is a predicted model, not a curated record. NCBI's taxonomy places the organism in Eukaryota, Apicomplexa, Aconoidasida, Haemosporida, Plasmodiidae. Gene Ontology annotation, molecular function: protein binding. The transcript has a single exon. Gene Ontology annotation, cellular component: precatalytic spliceosome.
AUGGCGAACACUCUGAACGUGGCAGCCCCAGACGUCAUACGUCUGAUCCUACAAUACUUGAAAGAAAAUAACUUAAUGAGAUCCUUUUACGUUUUGCAGGAAGAAAGCAAUGUAAAACUGAACGCAGUAAGCAACGUGGAAAUGUUGAUAAGAGACAUACACAAAGGUGACUGGAAAAAUGUGCUCUACAGUAUAACAACAAUCGAGCUAUCUGACGAAACACUCAUAAAUCUGUAUGAACAGUUAAUAUGUGAACUUAUAGAAUAUAAGGAAAAUGAGCUAGCCGAAAAGAUAAUGAAUGAAUGCAUUAUAUUUAAAAAAAUGAAAAAGAUGUAUGGAGAAAAAUAUCAAAAAUUGGAAGAUCUUAUCACCAUGAACAGUAAACAUGUUAAUAAAAAUGUUCUCUAUGAUGGCAUAACAAAAGAAGAAAGAAGGAAUAAUAUAUGCAUGAUGAUUAACAAUGAAGUAACUUCAUGUGCACCGUCUAGAUUGUUGGCCCUAUUAGGUAUGGCAUUAAAAUGGCAAAAUCAUCAUAAUCUUAUAAAAAAAAAUAAAGACAAUGACAAUUUUGAUAUCUUUAGAAAUUUAGAGAAAAACGAAUCCAAAGGUAUAGAUGUGUACCCAGAGAGAAUUCUCAAAACUAUAAGUUUUGGAAAAGAAUCAAAUGUAGAAUGUUGUAUAUGUUCAUACACCCACGAUUAUUUAAUUACGGGUUCGUCUGAUGGAUUCAUAGAAGUAUGGAGUUGGCUAACUGGGCAGUUAAACAGCGAUUUAACUUACCAGUCUGAUAAUAACAUCAUGAUGCAUGACAAUCCAAUUGUUGCUUUAUGCAUUAGUAAGGAUGACGAAAUUUUAAUUAGUGGAGAUUCUAAGGGGCUAAUCAAAAUAUGGAAAAUAAAAACGGGUUCUUGCUUAAGAUCUAUUAAUGCACACACAAACGCAGUGACAUCUAUUCAUUUUAAUAAUGAUCAAACACAAAUCUUAACAUCUUCAUAUGAUCUUUCUGUUAAAAUUUUUGGAUUAAAAUCUUUGAAAUGUUUAAAAGAGUUUAGAAAACACUCUACUGUUGUCCACUCAUGUGCGUACUCUUUAGAUAAUUCUAGAGUUAUAUGUGGCACAGAAGAAGGGAAGAUAUUUAUAUAUAAUCAGAAAACCUGUGAGUGUAUUACUUCAUUUUAUGUAUAUUACAAUAUAAAGGAUAAUAUAAUUUUCCCCUCUAUCCAUACCAUCACGUUGUUAACAAAAACGCUAGACGAACUUAUCCUAGUAUGCUCUAAAUCACCCUAUUGUUACCUUAUGAAUUUUAAAGGACAAAUUAUUAAGACUUAUACUUAUUUAGCAGACAAGGUGGAGGAGAACCCUGUGCACUUUGUCUCUGCGUGCCUCUCCCCUAAUUCUAAAUAUGUCUACUGUUUGGCGGAAAACCAGUACCUUUAUUGUUUUAAUUAUAACACCGGCAAACUUGAGACGCAGCUCAAGGUCUUAGAGGAGGACGCCCUCGGAGUGCUCCAUCACACUAACCAGGAUCUCAUGGCCACCUGGGCGCUUGACGGCACGCUGAACUUGAUACAGUAG